GCAACUUCACACACCACACCAUAGUGAGAAAAAACAAAACCAAAACCAAAAAAGAAAUGCUUUCUUUCCCUCCCUUAGCUUUAAUCAGUGUAGAGUAACCCUAACGAAUCAAUUGUUCCACCCAGUUACCAUUUUCUUCCACAUUGUCCCCUUCUUUUCUCUGCCUUGUCACAGUCUCUUUUUAUUAUCUCUGCUAAUACACUACUCAACACUAUUAUUUUUGUUUUGAAUUUUUUUUUUCAAUUGUCAUCGACAGUGAAACAAGUCUGCUUUUUGUCUCUUUCUCUGUGACCCCCUUUCACUCUCUACAUUCCUCCAAAUUUGUCUUCAACUUGCACGCGCCUCUUCUCUCAGCAACUGAUAGAUAGAAUCAUGGCUUCCAAUCUAAAGACCCCAUCUCUUCAGCACUCUCUCAGACGCCUCGUACUGUUUCUCUGAUCCAUCAAGGGAGAAGGAAAAAAAAAUGAAGGACUUUCCUUCAUGCUUCGGUGAAAAUGCAGUUCAGGUUGCGGAUUCUUCAUCUUCAAACGCCAGCAAGGCUUCACAGAAUCUGGUUAUCUGCGUUUACCAAUGCAGGAUAAGAGGUAGGUGCUGCUUCAUAACCAUCACGUGGAGUAAGAGCUUGAUGGGGCAAGGGCUUAGCGUUGGGAUAGAUGAUUCUUCAAAUCAGUGUCUGUGUAAGGUGGAUAUCAAACCCUGGGUGUUCUCCAAGAGGAGGGGUUGUAAGAGUCUAGAGGCUUAUUCUUGUAAGGUUGAUGUGUAUUGGGAUCUUUCUUCUGCUAGAUUUGGUGUUGGUCCUGAACCGUUGGAGGGUUUUUAUGUAGGAGUAGUUGUAGAUCGGCAAAUGGUUCUCCUCCUUGGAGAUUUGAGGAAAGAGGCUUUCAAGAAAUCCGGUGCCAUCCCAUUACCCUCUAAUGCUGUGUUUGUUGCUAAGAAGGAACAUGUUUUUGGUAAGAAGUUGUUUGGCAACAAGGCUGUGUUUUGUGACAAUGGUCAGAUUCAUGAUCUUGUCAUAGAAUGUGACACUUCAGGGGUGUCUGAUCCGUGCCUUGUAAUUCGAAUAGAUAGUAAAACGGUGAUGCAGGUGAAGCGGCUGAAGUGGAAGUUUAGAGGGAAUCAUACCAUCUUGGUGGAUGGCCUUGCAGUGGAAGUUUUCUGGGAUGUUUAUAAUUGGCUCUUUGGUACUUCGCUCGGAAAUGCUGUCUUUAUGUUCAGAACAUGCAUCUCCGAGGAAAAAUUGUGGGCUGGUCAACCCCUUUCUGAUGCAAAUGUGGUGCAGUGGUCGUUCUCUCAGAGGUUUUCUGAUACCAAGUCGCAAGGUCUUGGCUUCUCACAUAUUUUAUACGCGUGGAAGAACGACUAGAUUUGUGGAAAUCCACCAUACUAACAGACCUCUUAGUGAGUUGAUAUUUAUCAAGGAUGCGACUGUUUUACUCUUGAAAUUAAAGAUGAGUACUUUUGCUUGUACCGUUUCCACUCUUAAAUUUAUACCCUCAAUAUAUCUGUGCAUUUGAACAGAUCAUGGACAUUAUUUUUUACUCCAAUUGGCUGUAUAUUUAUCUUCAAAUGUUAAUUUUAUGAUAUCUAUAUUACAAAAAAAUUAUUCUACAGUUUGUUCUAUGUUACUCAAGUACAUAUUCUCUGAAUUUCUUUUAUCAGUAAUAUAUACCUGAUAUUCCCUAGAUUCAUGUUGUCAUAUAUUUUUAUCCUUUUGCAUUGAGAAUUCAUCUUAUCAAAACAUGAGGAAGGACCUUCAAACUAGUAAUGUCCAAUAACUAAGAAGAUACUGUAGCAGUUUCUUAACCAAAAGUUUGAUAUAGCAGGGGAAGCUGCGGCUGAAGAGGAAGGUAACAUGUAUGAGAGAAAAAUUGCUCAAUGAUUUAGAAUGAUUUGUCGAUUUGUUAUGUUUCAUAAAAGGAGUCCAUGGAUUCCUUGUUGUAUAGAGCUUUUACUAUGUUUCAAGAAACUAAGAUCGUGAAACUAUUAUCAGGGCGUG
Cajanus cajan (pigeon pea) is the source of this 1996-nucleotide messenger RNA. RefSeq lists its product as uncharacterized. The record is from RefSeq and is a predicted model, not a curated record. NCBI's taxonomy places the organism in Eukaryota, Viridiplantae, Streptophyta, Magnoliopsida, Fabales, Fabaceae.